AAGGCCAAGGUUGCCUGGGGGGAGGUUACUCAUCCUGAGCUCAGGUAAGAGGACCUGGGUUGGGAGGCGGCACACUGAGGGGGACGCUGAGGGAGCAGGAUCGAGUCAUGGACCCCGCCAGGAAAGCAGGCGCCCAGGCCGUGAUCUGGACCGCAGGCUGGCUGCUGCUGCUGCUGCUUCAGGAAGGAGCUCAGGCCCUGGAGUGCUACAGCUGCGUGCAGAGAGCAGACGACGGGUGCUCUCCGCAGAAGACCAAGACCGUGAAGUGCGCGCCAGGCGUGGAAGUCUGCACGGAGGCCGUGGGGGCUGUGGAGACCAUCCACGGGCAAUUCUCGGUGGCAGUGCGCGGCUGCGGUUCGGGACUCCCGGGCAAGAAUGACCGCGGACUGGACCUUUUCGGACUCCUGGCCUUCAUCCAGCUGCAGCAAUGCGCCCAGGACCGCUGCAACGCCAAGCUCAACCUCUCGGCACGAGCGCUCACCCCGGCAGGUAACGAGAGCGCGUACGAGCCCAACGGCGCCGAGUGCUACAGCUGCGUGGGGCUGAGCCGCGAGGCGUGCCAGGGCACGGCGCCGCCCGUCGUGAGCUGCUACAACGCCAGCGACCGCUUCUACAAGGCCUGUUUCGACGGCAACGUCACCCUGACGGCAGCUAAUGUGACUGUAUCCUUGCCGGUCCGGGGCUGCGUGCAGGACGAGUUCUGCACGCGGGACACGGCCACAGGCCCCGGAUUCACACUCAGCGGCUCGUGCUGCAAGGGGCCGCGCUGUAACGCCGACCUGCGCAACAAGACCUACUUCUCCUCUCGCAUCCCGCCCCUGGAACUGCUGCCCGCUCCUCAGUCCACCACCCUGGCCACAACCACCCGCGUCCCUACCUCCACCCCGGCCCGGCCCACGGCCGUGUCGACCAGCAAACCCACCCCAGCCUCCGCCAGCCAGACUCCUCCCAAGGAAGUGGACCCCGAGACCUCCAAGAAAGAGGAAUCCGGCUUGGCGGGAGGCGCUGCUGGCCACAAGGACCGCAGUAACAAGGAGCAAUACCCCACAAAAACUUGGACCCAUAAUACAGGCUCGGCGGCUCCCGCGGCGGGGCUGGCGGCUCUCCUGUUGGCUGUGGCUGCUGGCGCCCUGCUAUGAGCUUCUGCACCUGGAGAGCUCGCCCCGACCUCUCGCCCUCCUGCCCUCCUGCCCUCGCCUCGGGUACUCUCCCCUCCCUUCCCCCCGCUGGACUGGGCUGGCCCAGCCCCGGUUCUUGCAGUGUACCUCAGUACCCGGCUUCUGCUGCGCUGGUUUGCGGCUUGGGGAAAUAAAGUUGCCAUUGUAUAUAUUCCCCCGGGUGUUCGAGCUUUUUGAGGCAGCAGAUGUAUUCCCCUCAUGGUCAGAGGGACAGUGGGAGAGGCAGUGAUAAGCUUUCUCAUGGCCAACCUGGGCCUUGGGGCCGGCGCAUGCUGGUUUUUCCUCUGAUGGCUGCGGGCCCUGCCCCUCCAUCCUUUGGGAAUUGUUUCAGCGCUGUCUUCCUUGCUAGACUGUGAGCUCCUCAAGGGCAGGGACCGCGCCUUAUGCCUCUAUGUGGUCAGUUUCUGGAACAUAAAGGCCUCAAUAAGUUGAA
This is a messenger RNA of Miniopterus natalensis, 1611 nucleotides long. It is a transcript of the gene LYPD3, whose product is annotated as LY6/PLAUR domain containing 3. Gene Ontology annotation, cellular component: plasma membrane. NCBI's taxonomy places the organism in Eukaryota, Metazoa, Chordata, Mammalia, Chiroptera, Miniopteridae. The record is from RefSeq and is a predicted model, not a curated record.